CGACAUCGGAACGAAAUGUGACUAGCAAGUCGCCCCAAGUUGGACAUGCCACCAGAAUAAUCUUCUUGUAUAUACUCUUUUCGAUACCCCUCCUCUGCUUGAGACAUUGGCUUGUGCUUGAGCUCUAUUAUCUUCUACACACACACACCAUGGCCCCCGCGCUACUUACUGCCGUCGACUCGGCCUCACAUAUCCAUCUUGUCAUCGGCUCGAAUCCGCUCGCCGGCGCGCGAUGCACACGAUCAAUCGAAGUCGGCGCACACCCUGUAUUGAUUGCCCCGGAGGAUGCGACAUUACACUACGGCUUGGUGAAGCGCAUUGAAGAAGGCGAAGUCAAGUGGAUCAAGCGCAACUUCCAAGAGGAAGACCUUACCACCUUGGGUCGCCACGAGGUGGAUGGUGUUGUGGAUGCAGUCUUUGUGACAGCAGGCGGCAAGCAGGGGCAAAGCACACAGAUAUCCAGCCUCUGCCGCCGGUUACGAAUUCCAGUCAAUGUCGCCGAUGCGCCCAACCUCUGCUCCUUUACGCUUCUUUCCACACAUUCCGACGGUCCCCUCCAGAUUGGCGUCACAGCAUCUGGCAAGGGCUGCAAGUUGUCCGCUCGCAUACGGCGCGAGAUUGCCUCUUCGUUGCCACCGAACCUGGGCGAUGCCGUCGAGAGACUUGGCACGCUACGAAGACGCAUAUGGGAGGAAGAGCAUGCUGCAGAGCUGUCACAAGAUCUUGAAGCCGAGGAGGAAGACAGCGGUCAGCCCGCGACCUUUAACAAGCUUGUCCUCGAGGAAAGCAAGGAAGCAGCACGCGGCCGCCGCAUGCGCUGGCUCUCGCAAAUCUGCGAGUACUGGCCCCUCCGUCGCCUCGCAGCAAUCACAGACGCCGACAUCGACACCCUCUUCCGCGAAUUCGCCAGCAGCAACGCCUCCAAGAUCGGUCCGACAUCGACCGCAGCCCCGGAAAAGAGUACUGGCCGCAUCAUCCUUGCCGGCUCAGGCCCAGGCAACCCCGACCUCCUCACCCGCGCCGCCUACAAGGCCAUCCUAUCCGCCGACCUAAUCCUCGCCGACAAACUCGUCCCCGCGCCCAUCCUCGACCUCGUCCCGCGCCGCGCCACCGUCCACAUCGCGCGCAAAUUCCCCGGCAACGCCGACCGCGCCCAGGAAGAGCUUCUGGAAUGGGGUCUGGAGGGCCUCAAGGCAGGCAAAGUAGUCGUCCGCAUCAAGCAGGGCGACCCGUACAUCUACGGCCGCGGCGGCGAGGAAUACGACUUCUUCCGCGCCCACGGCUUCGUGCCGACCGUGCUGCCGGGCAUCACGAGCGCCCUGAGCGCCCCGCUGUUCGCCGCCAUCCCCGCGACCCACCGCGGCGUCGCGGACCAGCUGCUGGUCUGCACGGGCACGGGCAGGAAGGGCGCGCCCCUCGAUCCCCCCGAGUUCGUCGCUACCCGCACCAUCGUGCUGCUCAUGUCGCUGCACCGUCUGCAGGCGCUGGUCGACAGCCUCGUGGCAAAGGGGUACCCGGCCGAGCUCCCGGUUGCGGUGCUCGAGCGCGCCAGCUGCCCUGAUCAGCGGGUCAUUCGCACCACGCUGGAGCACGUGUGCGCGGCUGUCGAGGAGGAGGGCAGCCGCCCGCCGGGCCUGCUGGUUGUGGGGAAUGCGUGCCGCGUGCUGUGCAACUACACGCAGCGGUGGGUGGUUGAGGAGGGGUUCCAUGGCCUGGAUGAUCUGGGUGCCGAUGGCGAGCUGCAGUUGAGCAAGCUCGGGGACGUGGUUGCGCAGGUUGCUGCAUAGACGACGACGAGGAACAGAUGAAGAUGUAGAUGGGAGAUCUAGACUUGAUUGAGCGUUGCAUAUGAUACCAAUAGAGGCUUAUAAGACUUUCUUCAUAACCACCUUCUGUCAUGCUGAAGUUCAGAAUCUCGUUGAAAUCAUUCGAUGAGUCUGCAAGACAUCACAGAUCAAACCCAAACAAAGCGUGUAAUAUACAGUAAUGCCAUU
This is a messenger RNA of Boeremia exigua, 1994 nucleotides long. RefSeq names its product uroporphyrin-III C-methyltransferase-like protein. Lineage: Eukaryota; Fungi; Ascomycota; Dothideomycetes; Pleosporales; Didymellaceae. Gene Ontology annotation, molecular function: uroporphyrin-III C-methyltransferase activity. Bases 150 to 1787 code for a protein of 545 amino acids. Gene Ontology annotation, biological process: siroheme biosynthetic process; sulfate assimilation. The transcript has 2 exons. The record is from RefSeq and is a predicted model, not a curated record.